AUGCCAUCACUACAACAACAGCAGCAGCAGCAACAGCAGCAACAGCAACAACAACAGCAGCAGCAGCAGCAACAAAAUCAACAACGCCAGAAGAGCAUCAACAAUGCCACCAUCACCUCAGCCCCUGGUAUCGCCUCUUCGUCAUCGCAGUUGUCUUCGUCUCUGCCUUCUUCGUCCUCCCCAUCUGCAUCUGCACCUACAGCUCGCCACUCCUUACCCUCUUCUAUUGCCGUAGCCUCGUCCUCAACUUCACACGCUGCUAUGCCCCGUGGCUUUUGGAAUAUGGACGAACCUACGAGAAACCGAUUGUUGAAGCAGUACCGUACGCAGGCUGCCUCUGCGGCGUCGACGCUCUUUGCAACGCUUUCUGUGACGCCGCUGGAAAACCUUAAAACUCGCAUGCAAACACAUGAUUUUCGAGGCCUAACCGACUGUGCCCGCUAUAUAUGGCGCACGGAGGGCUUUAGAGGAUAUACUGCAGGUCCCUUCGAACUAGCCAAGAACGUUGUUCAAACUUCCGUCCUCAUGGCCAACAGAUCGCACGCCAUAGCUGGGACGGCCACUAACCACCACACGUCCCUCCGCAACAUGCCCCGCCUAGGCACCAUUGACGCCAUAAAACAAAUCGUCUCCCGACAUGGCUACCGCGGCCUGUAUACGGGAGUCCGCCUGCACGCACUGCGCGACACGAUCGGCACUGGCCUCUAUUUUGGCAUCUACGAGACGGCUAAACAGCUCAUCUCGACAUUUCUGGGGGACCACCAAUCGCCCUUUGGUGCGCCGAUGGCCGCAGGGGCGUUAUCGGGGAUUAUCCCUUGGAUAUGCACAUACACUUUAGACACCAAAAAGACACGGGCGCAGAGUAUUCUGCUGGGCAAGUCCAAGGAGAUCGGCGAGGCCUCAAUGGCUGCGGCGCGCUCGUCGAUGUACAAGGGUAUGUCGGUCUCGAUUGCACGCACCGCGUUUCAGAAUAUGAUCCUCCUAUCGACUUUUGAGUAUCUGAAGGUUCGGAUUAAUGAACUUGAGGCGUGA
This is a messenger RNA of Histoplasma capsulatum G186AR, 1032 nucleotides long. RefSeq lists its product as uncharacterized. The transcript is spliced from 5 exons. The record is from RefSeq and is a predicted model, not a curated record. Bases 1 to 1032 code for a protein of 343 amino acids. Gene Ontology annotation, biological process: transport. Gene Ontology annotation, molecular function: transmembrane transporter activity. NCBI's taxonomy places the organism in Eukaryota, Fungi, Ascomycota, Eurotiomycetes, Onygenales, Ajellomycetaceae.